Messenger RNA from Acanthaster planci (crown-of-thorns starfish), 2960 nucleotides. RefSeq lists its product as uncharacterized. The record is from RefSeq and is a predicted model, not a curated record. Lineage: Eukaryota; Metazoa; Echinodermata; Asteroidea; Valvatida; Acanthasteridae.
GGGCAAGGUGGGAAUGGGGAGAAGUGGGAAUGGGGAGAAGUGACAGGGACUGACACCCCUUGCAGUACAGUUUAUUGGCCAUCAGUACACUGUACAUUAUUGUCUUACAUGCAUGUAGUAAAAAAGUCAAAUUCAACAAAUCAUGUACAUGUAAUUAUAUCGCCCAAUCACCCAAGGGUCAAGCGAUCGUGCAAGUGGACUGAUUGCACUGAACACAUACAUGUACAGGACAGCAUUUGCAUGUACAUCAUACAUGUACAUGUACUUGUCUCAUUUUUCCAUGCGUUUUCUAAUUUUCCGCCAUGCUGGGUUCUGAUUUACAGAGGAAUGAAGCUCAUUUUCAUUUUCCAUGUUGAGCACUUUGUGUGCAGAGGUCAGGGCUGCACAAUUGUCCAAAAGAGGUUAGAGAAUCAGAUAGGAUUGGAAUCCAGAGGGGUACUAUGGUAAACGUUAAACAUUGUAAUAUUGUCAUUUGGAUGGCCCCUUGUUUGAAAACCCUCUAUUUUUGCCUGUUUUGAGUCAUUGCCACACAUACAUGUACAUGUUACCUUUGUACCAGAGUGAUGUCCAUGACGGAAGUAUUGGGACUUCAACGGCUACUGUUGCAUUCCAGCCACGGACUGCAAGUUCACGUUUGGCUGUCACACAGUCAAUUCCUGUACAUGUGUACAUGUUUGUGAAGAGUGACGAAUUUGAAAUUUCGUCAUGGAGACUUUGAAGCACUGGAGCUUUGGGAAUGUUGUGCGACGGAGUGCGCCCUCUGCCUUUAACGUCAGUUCGGCAGCACUCGGCCAGUCGACGCAUGCUGCACCCACCAUUGCCCAGUUGACCCUGUUCCUGCUUUGGGUCACUGCCGUUGUCAUGUGGCUGUUGCGAUGGGUCUAUGGUCGACACAGGGACAGGGUCACUGUCAUGCCUAGCAGUUUGGAUCUGGAAGCAUCCGGGAAUAAUGCCAUAGCGGACUUGCCCAACGUAGAGGAAAAUGGCAGCCAAAACACAACUCUAAGGAAAAAUGCACAGAUUUUUGGCAGCCAAAACGGUGCAAUAACUGGCAAAGGAUCAACUGAAAUAAUGUCAGACGCUGACAAGGAAAGGGUCAUAAGCAGAAACAGUGAGCCAAAUCUACCGGCAGACAACCAAAGAAACAUCCCAAAUGAGAAAGUUGUCAGCGAUUUCAGAGGUGCUAAACAGCCAAGCAAUGUUUACACUGGUCCUGAGAAGGUUGAUGCAAGUCAACAUCAGAAAAUGGAGAAAGAGGCGAUGACAUUCUCCAAGGUGAAACCACCACCGACAUUUGAUGAGUUCCUGAAGUUCUGUGCCAUGUUUGGCCUGAUCAUGCUGUUCUUCUACCUGUGUGACUACAAACAUGAGUGGCCUGAGGCCGAGAGGAAGUAUUCACGAGACUUGUUCAUGUUCUUGGUUUUGCUGCUGUUUGCCGUUGCGGGAGCAUUCACCCUGCAAUCAACUCAAGAUAAAAUUCUGAACAGGGACCAGACUGAGGAAUGGAAGGGCUGGAUGCAAGUAAUGUUUGUCUGGUACCACUACUUCAGAGCAGCAGAGACGUACAACUACAUCAGGCUGUUCAUCGCUUGUUACGUCUGGAUGACUGGGUUUGGUAAUUUCUCUUUCUUCUGGGUACGCAAGGACUUCUCUCUCUGGCGCUUCCUCAAGAUGCUGUUUCGGCUCAACUUUCUGGUAGUCUUGACCAUGUUGGUGACCGACAACAGCUAUAUGCUGUAUUACAUCUGUGCCAUGCAUACCUACUGGUUCCUCUCUGUCUACGCAUUCAUGGGUAUUCUUCCCUCCUGGAACCAGGACAGAGCCAAGAUGGCAUUCAAAUUCGUCUGCUACUUUGUUCUCAACGCUUUGGUGUUUGACACACCAUUACGAGAAGUGGUCUUCAAGCCCUUCUGGUUUGUUCUGGCAUACAAGGGUUCCAUGCACGAGUGGCUGUUCCGAGCAGGACUGGACCACUAUGCGGCAUUCGUUGGUAUGCUGUGUGCCUACAACUACCCCUACUAUGAAUGGUUUAUGAACUACCUUGACAAGCGGCACCUGAAUCGCCGUGACUACCUCUUAGCUGUCUCCAUCAAGUUGUUCCUGAGUGGGUUACUGCUUGUUGGUUUGGUUAUGUGGUACGACGCUGUGAUGUGGCGAGAGAAAUAUGACUACAACAAGCUUCACCCCUAUACUUCCUGGGUGCCAAUCCUGGUCUACAUCUUCUUCAGAAACCUGUUGCCAUGGCUACGGAUGCGGUACCUGGGUCUCUUUGCCUUCCUGGGUAAGAUCACCUUGGAGACCUACAUCAGCCAGCUGCACAUCUACAUGCAGUAUGAUGCCCGGAGACUCAUAGUCUUCAUUCCAGGCUACCCUCUGAUGAACUUUGCCCUGGCUUCCAUGAUAUACCUGCUCCUCUCCCACAGAAUGUUUCAUCUGACUACGGAGUUCAGCGCCUUCAUACUGCCCAAGGACAUGAAGCAAGUGGUCAGGAAUGCCAUCACUGGUGCAGUGGUCAUUGGCCUACAUGUAUGCUUUGCUCUGCUGUUGAGAGAGAUCAGAGUAUUUUAAAUUCCGAUCUAAUAAAAGUUUUAAUGAGAUUGCAAUGACCAUGUAUAAAUAAAGAGAAAAAUAAAAAUCCUUGUAGCUUUCUUUAAAUAGAUUGAAAUCCCAAUUCAAACAUGGGCUGCCACAGAUUCAAAGUUAUGUAUUUUUGUUACUGUGUUAUAUAUUCUAUUUUAUUCCUACUACUUUUGUAGUCUUUCAAAAAAAAUUUAUUUUUGAGGUCAGUACUUACUGACAACUCUAAGAGAAUUGCAGCUAUGUAAUUUAGAAAAUACAUGUACGGUAUUGACACCAAGUGCUUUAAAAUUUGGAAACAAAUCACCUAUAUCAUGAAUUGACAAGCAUGUAAUCGGAUGCAGUGUUGGUGGACUUGCAGGCCUUUGUCAUAAAAAGUUUUU